Molecule: messenger RNA, 1208 nt
Organism: Tachysurus vachellii
Lineage: Eukaryota; Metazoa; Chordata; Actinopteri; Siluriformes; Bagridae
Gene: thpo
Product: thrombopoietin
Exons: 5
Coding region: 80-682 (200 amino acids)
Biological process (GO): cell population proliferation
Cellular component (GO): extracellular region
Molecular function (GO): hormone activity; cytokine activity
Source: RefSeq, a predicted model, not a curated record
GUGCCUGUCACCCUCCCCUAUCACACACACACACACACACACACACACGCGCACGGUCUAGUGGUGCAGUCUGACUUUAAUGCAGACUUUCUCCAAUGGAAUGGAAGACGAUCCGGGAGUGUGUCGCGCUCACACUUUCACACAAGUUCUGUUUCUCCUCCUGAACCUGCUGUUGUCAGAAUUAUCUCACCCUGAAGCCAAACCGCUGGACUUUGUGUGUGUCAGUGAGGUGAGGAAGGUCAUGAACAAGGUCAAGGAUCUCCAGGAAGAUCUGUCCCAGUGCAGCACUGCAGCAUUUCUCCCUGUUCCAGUCCGAAUUCCCUGCAUCAGGGUUAACAUACGGACCUGGCAAAGCAAACCUAUCCCAGAGCGCAGUGCUGAGAUCCUACAGUCUUUGCGGAUGUUAGCGCAGGAUAUUCACCAGGCCAGGAAUCAAAGCCAAGACCAGUGUGCAGUCAGACUGCUGGAGCGACUCGAGCACAACAUCAACAACUACAUACACACACUCACACGGCUCAAAACACAGAGUGGACUGGAUGGGUUGAAUGCUCCAGACUCUUCUGUUCAGCGUGUCACAAAUCUACAAUUGGUUCUGCAAAUCUUUGACCGUCUGAUCUCCAGAAAACUGGAAUGGCUUGUUAUUGAGAUGGCAAAAGAGUGUGAGACAGAAACAGACAGUUAAAAACCCCCGUGAGAGGCAUCAGGGACAUCAGAACAGAAGGUCAGACACUUAACAGGACGCCUACUGAAGCUGCGUAUAAAUGUGGAGGCGGAGCGCCAUCUGCUGGUGACACUUAUUUAGUCCUGAUGGACAUUUAAAGGAUGCAAAAAAGACUAAAUGGUGUGUUUAAAGUUCUCAGCUGCUUCUGGAACUUUGAUUUAAAUCUGUCAAAUAUAUAAGGUUAUUUUUAUACAGAGAGAAUGUAUUUUGCUUAAUAUCACACUCCUUUUUAAUAACAUGACUCCAUUUACACUUUAUUACAUGUUAAUCUUUUUUCCUGCUUUCAUUAUUUAAAUGCAUCUUUACAUUUCUCUUCUUCUGGUGUUCAUAAAGUUAUACAUUUGAUAUAAAAAGGUUCCUUUACAAGAAUCAGCCAAAAGUCCCCAGAAUGUAAUGUAGAAUGGCUCUGUGUCUGAACUUUCCUUCUUUAUUGUGGUUAAUAAGAAAUAAAAGUUUUGAGCUGUAAGUUUUGAUGUGUAACAUUGCA